Gadus macrocephalus (Pacific cod) is the source of this 1317-nucleotide messenger RNA. It is a transcript of the gene uts2d, whose product is annotated as urotensin 2 domain containing. Gene Ontology annotation, molecular function: hormone activity. The record is from RefSeq and is a predicted model, not a curated record. Gene Ontology annotation, biological process: regulation of blood pressure; blood vessel diameter maintenance. The transcript is spliced from 5 exons. Gene Ontology annotation, cellular component: extracellular region. The coding region runs from base 282 to 635 and encodes 117 amino acids. NCBI's taxonomy places the organism in Eukaryota, Metazoa, Chordata, Actinopteri, Gadiformes, Gadidae.
CUACAGCGUCAUGCCCUCAUAUUUCACCUGGACGCUGCACGGUCCACUCAAAUUGGUUGCCUAUUGACGGCACCAAAUGGUGACUAGGUAUUGAUUUAGUAUACCGGGGUGGGACUGGCCCCUCCUCCGAGGGCUCCGAAACCCUCCUCCACCCCACCUCAAGAAUGCAUAAAUACAUCUUGUGGCAACAGACUCGAUAGAUAUUGGACCGCCAGCCUCUUUCUUCAAUCAGAGUUCAGAGCGAAAGGUGUCCCCUAGUUUGGACCAUACACUGAGGUGCAAUGGAUAGAGUGUACUCUGCCAACUAUUGCUUAGGAGUGCUGGGCCUUCUGCUGCUGCAAGGGCUACUGAGUGUGGAGGGGAGGAGCAUUCUCAACACUGGAAACAAUAUUUAUUAUCCAAAAGAAGAGCCAGACGCUCAACGCCAGAUCCUAGCACUAUUACUGAAUAAAAGCCUGGUGCCAAUCGAAAGGAAUGACAUUCCAGGUCUUGAGCUGGUGAAUAAGUUAUCUCAACUAGAAAAGCUAAGAGCGGACCUGGAUCUAGAGAGGAAGAUCACCGCAGAUGUCAUGGCUGAAGUCAAAUCCCUACCGGGGAAACGCGGCGAACCCUGUUUCUGGAAGUACUGUGUUUGAGGGCGGAGGUGGAGACGGAACAGGCCCUCUGUGCCCAGGGACAUUCACCCAGGAGCUGAAGGGUAGCGAGUCUACAGUGGGUUAGUGGGUGGGUGGGUGGGGAGGCGGAGGAGAAGGCUGCACUUGGGCAUUUACUUCACUCCUUUAUACUCUUUCUUCAUUUGUUCAGUUUAUUCAGGAUGCAUUUUAGGGAGCAUGGAUUUUGGAGAGGGGGGCAUUACCUCAGUAGUUACAGACCUGGUUGGGACUUCAUGCUGCAAAAUAUAUCUUAACCUUAAGAAUCAUGUAACUAUUAAAAGAAACAUCCAUGGCAAUAUGACACAUCAAUACACAGGCCGUGUAUCCUCAAUAUUACAUAAUAAUGUAUUAACACUGGAUUGCAGUUUUUGAUGAUUCUUUUGUUCAUAAAACACCUGUAAAUAACACUAUAAUGACUGGAACUACUUGAUUGUCAGAAAUGGCAAAUACUUGACCGAUGAGACGACUUUGGGGGGCUUGAUAUGCCCCUUACCUUGUCAUUCUGUCACCCUCUUGUGGCAUCGUUUGAUAUUGCAUUUUAUUUUUUGCACUUAAAGACACUUUCAAAGAGUAAUGUAGGUUAAUAUGCCUAUCAUCCACUUGGAGUAAUAACCUACUGUUUUAUUAUAGUGACUAAAUAAAAAUGAAUUGUGUGAAUAUGUUA